GAUAGAGUUAAGAUUAAACUCUUUUUAUCCCUUUUAAUUAUUUUUAAAUAUUUAAAAAAAAAUUUUUUAAACAAACGAUCCCCAAACCCUUAUCACCACAAAGACUAUGAACAUUGAAUGAACUGUGUGUACAUAUUGUAUAUAGUUGCCGCAAACUGCAAGGAUAUCACUACGCCCUGGAAAUAGUGCCUUACUCUACGCUCAUCGAAGCGGUGCCUCGGAAAGUCAUCGAGGGUAUCUACGACACAACAACAACAUGGCGGCGGAGCGAAGCGAGGAAGAUGAAAUUCGGGAGGUUUUGAAACUGUUCAACGUAAACAAAAUGAAGAAAGAGCAGAGAGAGAUUUUGGAUACAAUUUUGAAAGGCAAAGACUGCAUAGCUGUUCUUCCGACAGGUUAUGGAAAAUCGCUGCCGUAUCAGACGUUUUUACCUAUCAUAAGACGUUUGUAACCAUCAAGAGACACGGAGAAAAUUUUAGUUUGCUGCCCCUUGGUUUCUUUGAUGGAAGAUCAAGUGAAACGAUUGGCCAAUCUGAAUUGCAUUACCACAGCUUAUGCAGGAAGUGACCAUUGCACAGAUUCCCAUAUCAAAGAUGGGAAGAUUGAUAUCAUAUUCGCUUCACCAGAGACUGCAGUUGGAGAUAAGGCCUGGCGGGAAGCAAUCCAGCAGCUACAGAUAUCUCUGAUAGUUGUUGAUGAGUUUCAUACCAUAGCAACUUGGGGUGGCUUGGAGAAAGAUGAAGAAAGAAACACCUUUCGCAAGUGGUUUAGGCAUGUUGGUGAACUACGUUCGUUAUUCCCCGAAGCAGCAAUGCUGGCUUUGAGUGCAACAUGCACAAAACAAAUACUAACCAGGGUAGUUUCAGUGCUAGGCAUGGAUGACUGUGAAACAUUUAUUACUGUGUCGCCAAAUAGAGAAAAUAUCAAAUAUGUGGUACAUCAGGUUGAUCCAAGUAUUGAAUGUGCUAUGCUGUGGCUAUUGGAAGGCUUAGGUAAUUUGAUGGAAACAUUUCCAAGGACUUUGAUAUACCGCAAUUCAAUUAAAGAUGUUGGCCACCUGUAUCAUUUCCUUGUCACCGAGUUACCAGAUUUAGUGAAAUAUGUAGAAAUGUUUCAUUCUGAGACGAUGGAGGAUAAGAAGAAAGAAAUAGUUUCUAAACUAUCUGUUGACAGUGAGUUGCGGGUAGUAAUUUCCACAAGUGCUCUGGGAAUGGGUGUAGAUGUGUCAGCAUGUCAAAACAUCAUCUUGUAUGGACCCCCAUAUUCCAUUGUGGAUCUUCUCCAGGAAACCGGGAGGGCAGGAAGGGAUGGAACUGAUUCAGUGGCACUGAUAAUGUACAACAGGUACCAGACAAGAAACAUUGAUGAUGAUGUUAAGCAAGUUAUCAGAUCAAAUUCCUGUAGGAGAUUGUCCAUAAUGGAUAAAUUUGCAUCCGCCAAACACAUGCAAAAGAUAGAAAAACAGACAAACUUGCACACUUGUUGUGACAUUUGUGCUAACUUUUGUAAAUGUAACAGCUGCUGUGUAUCUCCACUGGAGAAGCUGCUUCAUUUCUCACCUUUAGAUGACCAUGAUCAGCAAGAAGAGAGUGACAGUGACACCAUCUCUUAUGAAUACGAGUCGGACCAUGCUGAUCUGGAGAACUUAGAUUUUGAUGAAGAGUUAAUUGAAUUGUAAAUACAUGUAUAUGCAGCAAAAUUCUGAAGGCUUUGUAUUGAUAACAAGAGGGUCAAAUGACUUAAAAAUCUUUGUUUUAAAGAUAAUUUAAAUGAAAACUUUUCACAAUAUAAUAUUUAUUACUUGCAUGCAAUAAUGACAAUGACAGUUUUAUGGACCAAAAGUGUUUUAUUAUACAUCAUCAUUCAAAGGAUAUAUAAAGAUCUAUGAAAAAAAUAGGUCAGAGUGACCCGAGGAAAGUCUAACUCUAUACACUGCCAGUGAUAAUUUGUAUUGCAGGUUGGACCAUGCACAUUUUGAUGGUUUAGAUGAAUUUGAGUUGUAAAUGAUCAAAUUGCGUUGUAAUUAUAUAUAUAAUUAACAAAUCUAAAAUCUACAUCAAAAGAUCAGUAAAGCUAUAUGGACCUAAAGAAUUAUUUGUUUUAUUUUUGUUUGAUGUCCUAUUAUAAUUAAUAACAAUGGUGAUUUAAUGAUUUGAGAGAUACCACCGACCUACAUCAGUACAGGUAUGGGAAGUGCCCCAUAUUAUGACACAAGCUUCCAACUAGUGACCCAGAGGUGAAGGUCUACUUGUGUGAUGCUUAGAGAUACUAAGUUAAUUACUUAGCUCCAUUGACAUGGACUAUUUAAAUAGUUUGAUUAGUUUUAAUUGGUCCGAUAUUUGUUUUACUCAAUAUGUCCUAUUAUAUUAUGCAGGGAGGGGAAAGCCGGAGUACCCAAGAGAAAAAAAAAAGACCUAAAUUCAGUAGAUACAUGUAUAUGG
Molecule: messenger RNA, 2441 nt
Organism: Pecten maximus
Lineage: Eukaryota; Metazoa; Mollusca; Bivalvia; Pectinida; Pectinidae
Product: ATP-dependent DNA helicase Q1-like
Exons: 3
Coding region: 503-1678 (391 amino acids)
Biological process (GO): telomere maintenance; double-strand break repair via homologous recombination
Cellular component (GO): chromosome; nucleoplasm; cytoplasm
Molecular function (GO): 3'-5' DNA helicase activity; four-way junction helicase activity
Source: RefSeq, a predicted model, not a curated record